UACAGGAAAGGCGCUGAUAACGAGCCAAAAUGGAGUUGUUUGCAUUGUAAUGUUGAAAAGGCGGAUUUUGAAACUUCGUCGUGUCAUGUGAGGUUUGUUUACUUCCGUGAAAACGCCACCAGCACGUGUAGUGAAAGACCAUGGCAUACUCCUCUGCUGUGAAGCCCUUCAGUCCAGAUGAGGCGUACAGACUCGUUCACCAGCUGCAGCAGCCGGCCGUGUUUUUAAACAUGACCAAAGACUGGCCUGUGCUUGGGUGGACCGCACAGCAUCUCUCACAAUGUCUAAGACGAGAGAGACAGGAGAAACAGAUCAGGUUUAGGCUGGGCAAGAAGGAAAAGACAAACUGUCCUUUGUUUGAGACGCAGUGUUCGUAUGUGAAUGCGUCACUGAGUCAGUUUUUGAGGUGGGCAGAGGGAGAUGCAGUGGAAGAAGUUGGUCCGUUCAGUGACUUUCCGAAAACAGAGUACUGGGCCUACGCAGACUACAAGUACAUCGCAGAGGUGUUUGAAGACCUGCCUUCAAUGUUUGAGGACGUCAGGUGGUGUGACUUUGGUUUCGAGGGUCGCGGAGGCAGAGAGAGCACUUUGUGGAUCGGGACAGAAGGAGCCGACACGCCCUGUCAUCUGGACUCCUAUGGGUUCAACCUGGUACUGCAAGUGCAAGGACGGAAGCGCUGGCGCCUCUUCCCGCCCGAGGACACGCCGAAGCUGUACCCGACCAGGAUCCCGUACGAAGAGUCCAGCAUCUUCAGCCGAGUGGACGUCCUCAACCCAGAUCUCAACCGGUUUAAGGACUUCAGAGGGGCCCGUGCGCACUGCGUCACUCUGCUGCCCGGACAGGUGCUGUUCGUCCCCAGACACUGGUGGCAUUAUGUGGAGUCAGUGGAUCCUGUUACUGUCAGUGUGAACACCUGGAUAGAACUGGACGAAGACAACGAGGCGAGAGUCAGUGAAGCUGUGACCAAAGCUGUGGUCUGUGCCUUUAAAACUGCCCCCAGUGAAGACAACAUGGACGUCUGGCUCAACCCCACUGUGCCUGAAGUACCGUCUUACAGUGACAACAUGGAUGACUUGAACAUCGCACUGAGAUAUGUCAAUCAAAAACACCCCUCCUCUAAACGUCUCCCCCAUUUGUCUGCUAAACGCAAUCACACCGGACACAUUUUAAAUCCCUCUUCUCCCAUCUCUCCUCCUUUUGGACCACAUCUAGUACCCGUGCAUUGUCAAACAUCUAUAGACCCAACCGGAACAAGUGAAAAGACUUACGAACGCGCCCGGAAACACGCAAAAAUAUGCCAGACGACAGAAGAGGAUAUGGAGAGACCCAGGGGAGCACGGCAAGGAGCAUCUGUUGUGGAUUUUGAAGCAGAGCGAGAGGGGUUGAAGGAGAGAGAGGAGGAAAAUGAAGGCGUAGAGUGGGUUACAGUGAGCACUAAUGAGUUACUGGACUGUCUGGUACAUCCGGAGGUGAUCAAACGUGUGACAGAGCUGCUAAUACAGAGACAUGCUGGAGACAGGGGGACUGCACCUGACUAGAGAGGGGAACUGACACACUCAUGCCUGGCAAAUCCAGAAUCAUAUCUCUGUAUAUUUUUAUACAAUACAUGUAUGACGAAUUUCAGACUUCCAGUCAUUGUGCAAUGCAUACUGGGAAGGAUUUUUCAA
Molecule: messenger RNA, 1667 nt
Organism: Boleophthalmus pectinirostris (great blue-spotted mudskipper)
Lineage: Eukaryota; Metazoa; Chordata; Actinopteri; Gobiiformes; Gobiidae
Gene: hspbap1
Product: hspb associated protein 1
Molecular function (GO): 2-oxoglutarate-dependent dioxygenase activity
Source: RefSeq, a predicted model, not a curated record